AUGGCAGUCCCUACAACUGACGUGGCAGCCACGAUCGCCGAUCUUUUAAAAAAGAUUAACACUGCCCCUACGAGCGAAGAGUGUGAUGAAGUAGCUCGUCAAUUGGCAAAGAUCGUCAAAGAUGGCGGUCUUAUCUUGUUAAAGCACCAUGGCAUCCUCGACAAGCUGAAUUCAGCAGCACGUAACAAAAAGUCUGGCAUGGAGCGAGAAGGCGCACUGAUUGGCUUUAAUGCCCUGACCGAUGUGUUGGGUAACUCUGGUGUGCCUUUGCUUUUGCAAUAUCUCGGCCUGUUCCUUGACUUGUAUGCCGAUAAGGGCACCGUCGUGCAGGAGGCAGCACAAAUGGCUUCAGAAACCCUCGUCAACGCCGUCCGUCCCGAAGCAGCACAUAUCUUGUUGCCUAUCCUCUACGAUGGCAUGGGCCACAAUGGCUCCAAGAAAUGGCAGACCAAAUUGGGCGCUUUGCAGUUAUUGGACAAGUACACCAAACGAUCCCCUGAGCAAAUCGGCGAGUGUUUGCCGCAAAUCAUCCCUGUCGUAUCCAAUUGUUUGUCAGACACCAAGGCCGAGGUCGCCAAUGCGGCACAAAAGACCAUGAUGGCCGUGUGUGCUGUCGGUGGUAACCCGGAUAUCGAAAAGCAUUUGAAGGAUCUGGUCCGCUGCAUGGGCGAUCCCACACGUGUACCAAAGACGAUCGAGAAAUUGGCAGCAACCACAUUUGUUGCUGAAGUCAACGGCCCUACGCUGGCCAUCAUGGUGCCCCUGCUGACACGUGCGCUCAACGAACGAUCCACACUGGUGAUGCGGCAGACGGUCAUUAUUAUCGACAACUUGUGUAAGCUUGUGCGUGAUCCCCGCACUGCCGCACAGUUCUUGCCCCAGCUUUACCCAGGUGUCAACUAUCAAGCAGAAUCCGCUUCGUUCCCCGAAAUUCGUGAAUUGGCUGGCCAUGCUAAGCAGACUUUGAUUGAUGCUGGCGGUGCAGUGGAGCAAAACGAAAAUGCCGAUGGUAACGGCAACAACAACAACAACGGUGUUGGUGCAUUCCAGGUCUCGGUAGAGGAUGCAACCAAGGUAGUUCGUGCGGAGGCAACAAAGAUUCAGGGGUUCCUCGAUUCGUUCUUCAAUCCCUUUAUUACGUACACCGGCGCCGUCGUUGCCGACUGGGUGCGCCAAGAACUAUACAUCAAGGAUACAUGGGCCGAUGUCAUUUCCGACUACUUGAACACCGUGCUGAUGCCUCGCGACGUGCCCGCCAUGUGCAACCGAGUAUUUGAUCAUUUCCUGAAUCUGUACAAACAACAUGGCGGCAAUACAGACUCGUCAUUCGAUGAUCAAGAGGGUGAAGAAUUGUGCAACAUUCAAGAUUUCUCGCUCGCUUAUGGUACCCGUCUUUUGCUGAAUCACACCAAGCUCAAGCUCCAUCGAGGCCAACGCUACGGUCUGUGUGGUGAAAACGGUGCUGGUAAAUCCACAUUGAUGCGAUCGAUUGAUCAGGGCAAAGUCGAGGAGUUUCCUUCCAAGGACCAAGUUCGAACGGCCAUGGUCGAUUAUGCGGCCCAGGGAGCCGAUACCUCCUUGUCGGUGUUGGAUUAUGCAUGCGCCGAUCCCAAUCUCAAGAGUCUGAGCCGCGAAGAUGUCAAGAAGGGUCUGGAGGAUGUUGGAUUCGAUGACGAGCGUCUCAAGGUCAUUGUCAACACAUUGUCCGGUGGUUGGAAGAUGAAGCUGGAGUUGGCUCGUGCCAUUCUCUUCAAGGCUGAUAUCUUGUUGCUCGAUGAACCUACGAACCAUUUGGAUGUCCACAAUGUCAAGUGGUUGCAAGACUACCUUGUCAGCCAAAAGGACGUGACCUGUUUGAUUGUUUCUCACGACCCAGGCUUCUUGGAUGCUGUGUGCACACAGAUUUUGCAUUAUGAGAAGAAGAAGCUUCGCCUUUACUCGGGCAAUCUCACAAGUUUUGUUGAGCAAUACCCACCCGCUGCCAACUAUUAUACCCUUGAAUCAUCCACUGUGAGCUUUUCGUUCCCCAAGCCCUCCGUUUUGCAAGGUGUCCGCAGCAACACAAAGGCUAUUCUCAAGGCAACCGAUUGUACCUUCCAGUAUCCUGGUCGAGACAUCCCAUCACUCUACAAUGCCACAAUUUCUUUGUCUCUCUCCUCCCGUGUCUCUGUCCUUGGUGCCAACGGUGCCGGUAAAACCACGUUGAUCAAGUUAUUGACCGGUGAAGUCGUACCCCAGACCGGUGUUGUAUGGCGCCAUCCUGCACUUCGUAUUGGUUAUGUUGCCCAGCACGCGUUCCACCAUUUAGAACAACAUCUUGAAAAGACGCCCAUGGAGUAUCUCCGAUGGCGUUACGAGACGGGUGAGGAUAAGGAAGUUUCCAUGAAGGAAACGCGUCAGAUCUCAGAGGACGAAGCCAAGCAAUUGGACAAAUAUAUUGACAUUGACGGCAAGUCUCGACAGAUCGAAUACCUGAUUGGUCGUGCCAAGUAUAAAAAGACCUUCCAGUAUGAAAUCAAGUGGAGAAAUGAACGACACAAGAACAACAGCUGGGUAUCUCGUGAGAAGCUGCUUGAACUCGGUUUCCAGAAACUCGUCCAGCAAUUCGAUGACAAGGAAGCAUCGCGUGAAGGCUUGUUGUACCGCGAAUUGAACGUGGCUUCUAUCCGACAGCAUUUCACUGAUAUUGGCUUGGAUGCCGAUAUUGCCCAAUACAGCAAGAUGGGUGAGCUCAGUGGCGGUCAAAAGGUCAAGGUGGUCAUUGCUGCAGCAAUGUGGAACAACUCGCACAUGCUUGUAUUGGACGAACCUACCAACUUUUUGGACCGCGAUGCUCUUGGUGGUUUGGCAAAUGCUAUCAAGAACUGGGAAGGUGCUGUGGUCAUGAUUUCUCACUCGGACGAGUUCACGUCUGCUCUGUGCCCCGAGGCCUGGCAUUUGGAAGCGGGUCGUGUGAGCAAGGCUGGCAAGUCCGCGGUCGAGGACGAAGUCCAGGUGGACGAUGAAAAGGUCAAGGCGCGUAUCAGCAAGAAGAAGAAAAAGACAAGAGCUCAGCUCAAGGACCAAGAAGCACGCCGUCGUGCACGAAAACUCAAGUGGUUGAUUGAAGGCGGUGAACGCGAACCUGAUACAGACAGCGAUUAG
Molecule: messenger RNA, 3144 nt
Organism: Zychaea mexicana
Lineage: Eukaryota; Fungi; Mucoromycota; Mucoromycetes; Mucorales; Lichtheimiaceae
Product: P-loop containing nucleoside triphosphate hydrolase protein
Exons: 3
Coding region: 1-3144 (1047 amino acids)
Molecular function (GO): ATP binding; ATP hydrolysis activity
Source: RefSeq, a predicted model, not a curated record